AUGAUAAAUAGUAAAAUAAAGCUGUUCUCACUGGUAAUUUGCUUAAUCAGAACGAGCACGGCAGUAAUAAACACUAAAAUAAGUAGGAAGUUGCCAAUUAAAAAUAAAUUUAUUUACACAAACCGUAAUUUGGAACAAAUCAUACAACUUCAAAGUUACACGAAAACUUCCAUUGGUAAUGUCAAAUUGAACGGAAUUAAAACUUUGGGGAAAGCAGGUACAGUAUGUGUAAGUAGAAUUGAAUCACUUAACACACGCGGAACCCAGAGACAAAUACACGCGACGAGUUUAAAUUACGCACUUCUACCAGUAGUAAGUAAACUUAAUGGUAACUGUAUAAUAAAACUCCAAAAAAAUAAAAAUUGGAGAGAAAUAUCGGAUGUUUUAGCCGCUAAUACAUGGAAAUCGGCCCAUAAAACCCAAAAUAAAUAUAGUUUUAUCCUGUCGAGUGUAAAUAAUUUUAUUAACAGUGCAAAUAGCACGCUAAGUAACCACAUAACAAAACGUGCAUUUAAUUCGCACAAAAACGCGGAGUUUAAAGAGGGACUAAAAUCAUUGGAAAACCCAGAAAGAAAAGAAGCAGCGAGUGGAUUAAGUAAAGAGAAAAGUCAGAGAAAAGACAAAGAAGGUGCAGAGUUGAACGUUAUAUCGAUGAAUCCGCUCUUUGAUAAAACGCUCGCAGGUAAGGGGCGCGCUCAAAUGGGAGGCAAGGGAAAGGCAGUGAUGAGCCACUUUAAAAACCGCCAGGGACUGCGAAUAAGAACCUACGCGAGCGAAGUGGACAGGCCUAAGGGAAAGGUGUUCUUGGUCCACGGAAUUAAGUCGCACUUCAGAGGCGACUUCGCAGGCUACAACGUCGACUGGCACCUGGCGAACGUGGGCGAGUACAAGACAGAGUCGGCGCACAGGACCGAGGAGCUGGAAAGGGGGCUGGUCUUCCAUAGCUCGCCGCCCGCAGCGAACUCGGACGAGAACUACAGCACGCUCGACGGCAAGAACGUCUUCGACGUGACGCCCCGCUUCAAGUACGAGGGCUCCUUCCUGGAGUACAUGAAUAACCUGGGGUACUCGGUGUACGGCCUCGACCACCAGGGCCACGGCAUGUCGGAGUCGUUUGGGGGGAGAAGGUGCUACUUCGACAAGUUCGAAGACGUCUGCUACGACCUCAUACAGUUCAUAUCUCUGGUUAAGCGCGGCAACUUCUCCGACACCUCGCAGGUCUACGACCACGACCAGAUUUUUAAAACGGACGAAAACAUCACGACCUCUAGCUUAUACACGGGCAACGGCUUCAGCACCACCAUGAACAGGUGUUACCUGAUGGGCCUGAGCAUGGGCGGGAACGUGGUUCUGCGCACGAUGCAGCUCUACCACAAGGCGACCUCAAAGAACCUGGUCGACGCGCUGGUGUGUCUGGCCGGAAUGAUAAACAUAGACUUCCACUACCAGGGCCUGGUCAAAAAGUGCUUCCCCUGCUUCCGCUUCUUCAACAGGCUGAAGCCUGCGUUGAGAGUGGGACUGCCCCCGGACUUCACGGAGACGCUGUCAGCGCAUAUGCGGGGCCAAGACCCGCUGUUCUUCAGAGAGAGGCUAUACAUAAAGAUGGCACUGAUGAUUUACGACGCGACGAAGACCCUGGAGGCAGAGUUUAGCGAAUAUCCAGAAACCCUUCCAACACUGUUCAUUCACUCGAAAGAUGAUAAGACAUGUGAUGUUAAAGGGCCGAGACACUUGAUGGAUAAGUUUUUUAAAAAUUCAGACAUUGUAAGAUUUCACGAGAUUGAAGGAGCGGCACAUGUUAUUUCGUCGCCAUUGUUGACCACAGUAACAGGUCCACUUGUACGAAAGUUUCUAGAAGAUCUAGAAUUAGGGUCCAACCUUUAA
Molecule: messenger RNA, 1884 nt
Organism: Theileria orientalis strain Shintoku
Lineage: Eukaryota; Apicomplexa; Aconoidasida; Piroplasmida; Theileriidae
Exons: 3
Coding region: 1-1884 (627 amino acids)
Cellular component (GO): membrane
Molecular function (GO): lipase activity
Source: RefSeq, a predicted model, not a curated record